CACUCUCUCCCAAACAAACCCUAUUCGCAUCUCUCGCAACCGAGUUCUCGCUCAUUCCACCACCUCCCGAGACGCCAUCCCGCUCGCCCCAAAUCCCCAACCACAAGCCCCGUCUUAAGUUCACCCCAUCCUCUGCUCGUCCCCAUCCUCCGCGGACUGACAGAGAGCUUCGCAGCUGAGUUCACUGAUGACUCUGGAGUCAACGCUACCGCAAAAUACGGGGAAGGAUUAUGGGCUGGCAGUCAGAUGGGUCUCGUUACAGGAUUCCAGACGAAGGUGGACCCCCACGUUGUCUUUGCAGGUGGCGGUCAGCUGUUCAGUGAUUCAUAUACAAGGAAGGAACUUCCUCCUGGGACGUCAUCUAGAAACUCGCAGUUCGUGAGGGUCAUUUCUGCGUGGGUUUUCCAGGAAACACUUAGACUACAUAUUGACAACGUCGAGGAUCAUCGUGUUAAGUAACGAAACUGAGGCGCCCGAGAUGUAUACCAUUAACGACGAGAUUGUGAGUUGCCUGCAGGUUUCAAGGUAUGACGUCUUGUAUACACAGCACACAUCUC
Messenger RNA from Suillus paluster, 557 nucleotides. RefSeq lists its product as uncharacterized. Bases 247 to 459 code for a protein of 70 amino acids. Gene Ontology annotation, cellular component: endoplasmic reticulum membrane. The transcript has a single exon. Lineage: Eukaryota; Fungi; Basidiomycota; Agaricomycetes; Boletales; Suillaceae. The record is from RefSeq and is a predicted model, not a curated record.